AUGAAUUAUUAUAACAAUUGUAAUGGGACUACAUUAAUAAAAAGAAUCCACUUUUCGACAUUAUCGCCUUCUAAGAUUAUUCAGGAUGCACAUCAGUCCUGUUUCAAGGAUAUUGAAAAGUCAAUAAAAGAAGAUUCAUUUUCAGCCUAUGCAAAUGAACUAAAAAAUUGUAUACUCUCGAAACAGGAAGCGGCUUCUGCGCUCAAAAUAUGUUUAGAUUUGAAUUUUUUCGAGCCAAAUCUCUUUAGAGAUUUGAUAAAACUGCUAGAAGAUGAGUAUUUUAAGCCUGUAUUACUAGAAGAUUCAAAUGAUAAGCAUGAACUGUACAAUAUUACUAAAUCAAAUCCUUCAAACACAUUUAAUUUCAUAAAUUCAUUAUCCGUAAAGGAUAAAUCAAUGAUUAUCAUAUGGACAUGUAAGGUCAAUUCAAAUGUUAAAAAGUUUAAACGUAAUUUUACAGUUAAAAGAUCUGAAAAAAUCGACCCAGAAAAGAAAGAAUUAUAUAUAACUAAGAGGACAGGAAUGGUAUUAGACCCUAUUCCAAUAAGAGCAAAAAUGUCUUUUAUUCCACCAGGAAAAAAGCUUUCAAAUAUGCUAUCGAUGCAACUUAGAGAUCAUGUUCCUAACGCUGAUUUGAUGGAGUUGUGUUACAUUUCACAUAUAUUUUCAACACCUUUACCCCUCUCAGGCCAGUUAAAUGAGGAUACAAUUGAGCUUAUAGCUGAAAAUUUUUGUAAAUUUGAUUAUUUGGAGCUUUCUAAGAGCAUGUUUUCACUUUCCUCGUUCUGUAGGUAUGCCAAAAAUAGGUUUUUGGAGGUUUCCUCUUUUAUGGACCCAAAUAUAAAUAGAAGACCAACUAGAGGAAAGGUACUUGAGAAAAUAGAUUAUAGGAAAUUAUCCAAUAAGUUUGUAAGGAAAAUGUUAGAGUCGGUUGAGAACUAUAUAAACUCGACGGAUUUGGAGGAUGAUUACAUUGGAUAUUUGAUGGUUAAUUCAGAUAUUACUGUUCAUUUACACAUUUUAAAUAAUCUAGCCAAUUCUGACAUUCCAAUAUCAAUAAAUGUCUGGGAGAAUUUGGUAAUUAAGUUGGAGAAAUUGAUGGAUUAUGUAAAAAAUUUCGAUGUUAAGGAGAUCGGUCUUUACUGCGACUCAGUUUUAAGCGUAAAGUACACAACGGAAAACACAAUAGAAGUUUCGAGAAAGAUGUUCAAAAACUUCACAGUCGCCUGUGAAUAUAACAAAGAAGACUAUUACCUAAUUUCACAAAUACUAAAAUAUAUCCUGAAGAAUCGUCUGAUAGGUGAUUCCUCUGACUUAUUAAGUGAUUCAAGUGAGUUGAUAAGGUGUAUUUGCACAUUGACCCUGAAUAAUAUGGAAAGAAUAGAACCAUCAGUAAGAGUUCCUUUGGUAAAGUAUCUUUACACAUUUUCAAGUCUUCUUAACGAUAAUGAAAAGGAAGAAUUAAUGUAA
This is a messenger RNA of Theileria annulata, 1470 nucleotides long. RefSeq lists its product as uncharacterized. The coding region runs from base 1 to 1470 and encodes 489 amino acids. The record is from RefSeq and is a predicted model, not a curated record. The transcript has 4 exons. Lineage: Eukaryota; Apicomplexa; Aconoidasida; Piroplasmida; Theileriidae.